UCAACGAUUAUGCCGGCGAGAAACAAGGAAAUGCACAGCUAGUAGCCUGACGGCAGCACCUGCCAGAUAUUUUCAAGAGAAAAGAGGCAGGGUAGCACUACAAGAAGACAUCAUGGGGUUGCUGUCAGACCCGAACCGCAGACGAGCUCUUACCAACCUCCUGACUCGCCUGAACACACCUAUUUGUGUGGUGUGCUAUCUAGCUGGUCUGGCCUGGUUCAUGGGCCUGGCAUUUGAGCCUUUCACGUUGAGGACAUACAUGUCAGAAAAUGCCAUGGGCUCCACCAUGGUAGAGGAGAGGUUCCCCUCAGGGGAGCGAGCUCUUGCCACAGGAAGAGAAUUUGCUGCUCACAAGAGGAAAGUUGGGGGGAUGCCUGUUGACUGGCUGGUGAAAACUAUGCAAGCACGUGGCUUAGAGGUGUACACCCAGCGGUUCUCACGCACGCUGCCAUUCCCUGAUGAGAACAAAGAGAGAUAUAUGGUGCACGGCACCAAUGUUUACGGCAUCCUGCGUGCCCCUCGUGCGCCACGCACCGAGGCCCUGGUGCUCACAGCGCCCUGCACAGAAGGCAACAACAACCACCAGGCCGUGGGACUGCUGCUUGGCCUGGCUCACUACUUCAGGAAUCAGGUGUACUGGGCUAAGGACAUCAUAUUUCUUGUGAAUGAGCACGACCUUAUUGGGAUGCAGGCCUGGCUGGAAGCCUACCACCACACCAACAUCACAGGUAUGGACUGGACCCCUCUUCAGGGCCGCGGCGGCUCCAUCCAGGCAGCCCUCUCCCUUGAGCUCAGCACGGACGUCAUUACCAGCCUGGACCUGGUGCUGGAGGGCCUGAAUGGCCAACUGCCCAACCUGGACUUGGCCAACCUCUUCUACGCCUUCUGCCAGAAGAUAGACAUCCUGUGCACCAUCCAGGGCAAGCUGCAGAGAAGCGACUGGGACACCCCGUCAGGCUACAGCCACGCGGCCCAGACCAUGCUGCUGAUGGUGAUGAAGCAGGCCAGCGGGCGGGCGUGGGGCGACCACGGCCUCUUCCUGCGCUACCACAUCGAGGCUGCCACCAUCAAGGGCGUCAACAGCUUCCGCCAGUACAAGACGGACGCCACCACCAUUGGCAGGCUUUUGGAGGGCAUGUUCAGGAAGUUAAACAACCUCCUGGAGCGCCUCCACCAGUCCUACUUCUUCUACCUGAUGCCCUCCCUGUCCCACUUCGUCUCCAUUGGUUACUACAUGCCAGCCUUUGGCCUGUUGGCUGUCAUCCUUCUACUGCGGGCGCUUGAUCUGUGGGUGCAGCUUGGAGCUCCACCUCCUGGGACGGAGGAUGGCGUUGGUGCAGUGGAGCAGUCUUCUUCUGGCCUCAGUGUGCUGUCCAUCCUGACUCCUGUGGUCAUUAGUCACAUGACGGGGGCGGCCCUGUUCACCCUGCCCAUCCUCUCCCAGGAGAUGGCUGUGGAGCACUUCCCCGUGUCCGAGACGGAGGCCGUGGUGCUCACCGCCAUCGCCAUCUACACAGCCGGCCUGGCCCUGCCCCACAACACCCACAAGUUCCUGGCGGGAGAGGGCACGGAGCAGGGCUGGCGUGUGCUGAAGCUGGUGGCUCUGCUGUACCUGGCCGUGCUACUGGGCUGCACCGCACUCAUCAACUUCUCCCUGGGCUUCAUCCUGGCCCUCACCCUGGUGCCCGUGGCCGCUUUCAUCACGCCACACGUGCCCAAGGCAUUUAGUGCGGUGGUCAUGGUCCUCCUGAGUCCUGCCUUCACCCUCCUGUACUGCGUGUUUAUCUACCAAGAGCUCCAGGAGUCACCGGUCUCCAUUGCCGAUGGCUGGGUCCUCUUCCUGUCCGUCAUCUCGCAAGGAAUCCUGGACCACAGCCUGUACGGCUCACUGGUCUACCCUCUCAUUGCCCUCUUCGUCUUCCCAUGCUGGUUACUGUUCUGGAAUAUUCUUUUCUGGAAGUAAAAACGGAGGGUGACCUCCGAGCUACUAGCAUGUGGGCUGGUCCAGGGUCAGCCCCGCAUCCCUGAAUGUCGUCGUCAUGGCGUUUGAUGAUGAUGGGGAGAUGUGCUGAUCUCAGGUCUGCUUUAUGGACUACCAGCCAUCCUGGCUGAAAGGGAAAGUGGCUUUUUAUGAAGAGAGGCUGGAUUGUGGGGUUUUUAAUGAACGUCUUAAACAUCUGUUACCUGUCUGGAGCUCUGGGAAGACAGUAUACAGACUGCACUGAAUGGGUUCAUUUGGUUUUAUUUAAGUUUUUCUCCUUUUUUGGUGGAUUCGUUUUUCUUAAUUAUUUAAACUCACUGAUUGUGUACGCCUGAUUUCAAGAAUGUUGGAAAUGGAUGAGGAGAUACGUUCUGGUGCACUGUGGGAGUAGGGUGCUUUGGAAAAACACAUUUUGUCGAUGCUCUGUGUUUAUAUAUGUAUGUCGUUGGUUUUGUUUGUGUACUAAAAUAUUUUUAUAUUAUGUGCCUGAUCCAUGCCCUGCAAAAAGCCUUUUCACCACAACACUGCUAAUAAAGACACGCAUUUCCACUAUGUCCCAAAGAAACCAUUUCAUUCCUUGAAAUGAAAUUUGACAACACAUUUGGGCUUCAGACAUUCAAUGGCAUUUAUUAAUUUACAUCACCACAAAGGAUGUUUUAGGUUACGUCAAGGAAAUCACAAAUACAUCACUUCAAUCUGUAAUAAUUAAAUAAUCUGCGAUGUAAAAACAGUAAAUCUCAUUUCAGCAUUUAGAUAAUCUGCAAAUACAAAAACACUCACUGACUUACACGACAAUAUAACAUGUAUUCAUUCAAGGUUUUGAAUGGAAAUGUUCCACAGUUCACUUCUCUCUUUCCAGUCACAGUUUCUAGUUCAACAUUAAGAUGAGAGGUUUUAUUUUUCUUGUACCAUCUUCAAUAAAUCUCUCUCAUAGCAAACAUUGCAUAAAAAAAACAAAAUACAACUAAAGGAUUUAAAAUUUUGACCAUGUGCCUUUGAACAUGUAUUAUUCAGGAUGGCACUUGUUUCUCCACCACAGUAUCCUUUUUCAGUUUGAACAGAAACAAAAGGUAGAAGAGACAGACAAGAGACUUCAUAGUUUUACAGAAUUUCACAUACCACUACCUCAUCAAAAUCAGCACAUUCAUUUUACCAAAAAAAAAAGGGGACUGGACAAUGCUAGGAUGGGGCUGAGCUUUGCUACAUAACCUUUUUUUUUUUUUUUUAAUCUGUGUAGCGAGUUACUGAAGGCUUAGCAGGGU
Engraulis encrasicolus (European anchovy) is the source of this 3243-nucleotide messenger RNA. RefSeq names its product glycosylphosphatidylinositol anchor attachment 1 (gene gpaa1). The transcript has 13 exons. Gene Ontology annotation, cellular component: GPI-anchor transamidase complex; membrane. Bases 113 to 1963 code for a protein of 616 amino acids. NCBI's taxonomy places the organism in Eukaryota, Metazoa, Chordata, Actinopteri, Clupeiformes, Engraulidae. Gene Ontology annotation, biological process: attachment of GPI anchor to protein. The record is from RefSeq and is a predicted model, not a curated record.